Molecule: messenger RNA, 1191 nt
Organism: Aspergillus chevalieri
Lineage: Eukaryota; Fungi; Ascomycota; Eurotiomycetes; Eurotiales; Aspergillaceae
Product: putative endoplasmic reticulum DnaJ domain protein Erj5
Exons: 2
Coding region: 1-1191 (396 amino acids)
Cellular component (GO): endomembrane system
Source: RefSeq, a predicted model, not a curated record
AUGAAACUCUUCACGCUCCGCCUGGCCCUGUUCGCCGUCCUGCUCGUCGUGGCCGUGGCCUGGACCAAGGAGGACUAUGAAAUCUUCCGCUUGAACGACGAAGUCACUGCCACGGAAGGACACAAUGUCACUUUCUACGACUUCCUAGGAACCCGCCCCAGCGCCAACCAGGAAGAAAUCAACAAAGCCUACCGCAAGAGAUCCCGUCUUCUACACCCCGACAAGGUCGAGCGUGCCUUUGUCGCCAAUGCUUCCAAGGACAAGUCCAAGGCCCAGAAACAAAAGGGAGGCACCAAUGUGAACAAAGGCCCCUCGAGGCGCGAGAUCGAGAAAGUCGUCAAGGAAGCCACCGAACGCUCCUCCCGUCUGAACACCGUUGCCAACAUCCUCCGAGGCCCCUCCCGUGAACGCUACGACCAUUUCCUCAAGAACGGAUUUCCCAAGUGGAAGGGUACAGGAUACUACUACUCGAGAUACCGUCCUGGCUUGGGCUCUGUGCUGGUCGGUCUGUUUUUGGCAUUUGGCGGUGCCGCACACUAUGCUGCUUUGGUUCUCAGCUGGAAGCGCCAGCGGGAGUUUGUGGACCGGUACAUUCGUCAUGCGAGACGGGCUGCUUGGGGUGAUGAGAUAGGCGUGCGUGGAAUUCCGGGCAUUGACUCCACUGCUCCUGCGCCUACCCCCGAGGGAGACGGUGAGGCAGCUGCCAUGCCGAUGAACCGCAGACAGAAGCGCAUGAUGGAUCGGGAGAACAAGAAGGAGAAGAAGGAUCCGAGGGCAACUUCGCGUAACAACGCCGCUGCACCGGCCGCCCCGUCGACCACCGAGCCCACCGGUGAGCGCAAGCGUGUCAUCGCCGAGAAUGGCAAGGUGCUCAUUGUCGAUUCGGUCGGCAAUGUCUAUCUGGAGGAAGAGAGUGAGGAAGGCGAGCGCCAGGAGUUCCUGCUCGACAUUGAUGAGAUCCAACGUCCUACCUUCCGUGAUACCAUGAUUUUCCGUUUCCCGGGAUGGUUCUACGGAAAGACGGUCGGACGAGUCCUUGGAAGCAGAAACGCCGAGGAGGUCGUUGAUGAUGAUGCCAGUGAAGAGGAGAUGUCAGAGGCAGCCGCAUGGGCUGUCCCAGAGACUACCUCUGCGUCGACCUCUAACGGCAGGUCAUCUCGACGAAGGGGGAAGCGGUCACAGAGGUCGUAA